AAUCUGCCCAGUUUUGUUGAUCUUGGCGAACUCCAAGCUUGACAGUGAAAAAAUUGCUGGUCUAUUGCCAUGUAAGAAUUUUAGAAAACAAAAGUGACCAUUUACCUGGAAAAUUAUUUUAGGUUUGAAAACAUCGAGAUAGAAAAAAAGAAGGGGAAGACGGGUAGAAAACCCUCAAAAAUGGAAAAAGAAAAAAUAUCAGAGCGCCAGCCAAAUUAAUGAGAUGAGAUAAUUUGGAUGAGUUCACGGAAAAAACAAGUGUCAGGUCCAGCUGGUUUUAGAUUUUCUCCUUUCUUUUGCAGACAAAAGUAUGUAAUACAUGAAGAAAUGCAAUAAAAACCGAUUUAUAAAAUGAGGAUAGUGUAAUGUUUAAGACUGUAUUCUGAUUGGAAACAAGUUUUGCCAUCGCAUGUACACUAUGCUGUGCUACUAAAGGAUGACUUUUAAUAUUUUACCAAAAUGAUUUAAUGCUUAUGGUUAGAUACAGUAUAAUCAGACCUACUUCUUUGUAAUGGCAUUGUAGCAUUACCCCCAGUCGGUAUUUUUACAUAAAUAGAGAAAAAGACCCUGGAUAUUUUCUCUGGUACAACUUAUCAACAGUCAACAAACUGUGGCCCAUCUAACAGCUUUUGUCAAUGGUUGGAUGGCAGAGAUAUAAAAAUGCCAGAAUGUUUUCUCUAGUUUACUCAUUUCUGAAUUCUAUAUCCCAAUGGCUGAGUGGUAGAAGUGAUACAAAUCCCUGUCCAUAGGAUCGUUUUCUGAAAAAUAAUUGAUCAAUAAGUCAAGAGGAAACAAGCAAGGAUGCAGGGUUAUUAGUCACUUAGUUGACUCUGCCGUUUUAGUGGUUAGAUAUUUUCCGUCAGGACAAAAGAAAAAUAAACUAUUUGAUUUAAUUACUUCAACUGCUAUGCUAUCUACCCUCACGUUCACCCCCGGGUACACUCAAUCACUAUGUCUUCCGCAAACCUCUGUUUGCUCUUAAUCUUAUUAGUCUUCAGUUUCCACUCUUGGAUCUUGAGAUCUCAAGAAUUAACAUGCAACUUGAAUGAUUUGAUAGCCCUAAAUGGCUUUUCUAGCUGUCUAGAAUCAGAUAUUGUUGGAUGGAGUAACUCUACUUCUGAUUGCUGCACUUGGACUGGUGUCACUUGUGACAAUUCUACUGCACUAAGCCAAAGAGUGGUCAGUUUAGAACUUGGGAGCAACAAACUGUCUGGAAAAAUCUGUGAUUCCUUGGCAGGUUUACAUCAACUGAGAAUUCUGAACCUUUCUCAUAAUCUGCUACGUGGUUCCCUUCCAACCAAGCUGUUUCACGUGCAGAACCUGGAGGUCCUGGACUUAAGUGACAAUGAUUUCGUUGGUAGAAUCCCAGCAGAAAGUCAUUUAUCCUCUAUCCGGUAUGUUGACAUUUCCAAGAAUAGUUUUUUUGGUCCGAUGGAUAAAAAUCUCUGUAAAACCUCACCUCAUAUCCAGUAUCUUGAUUUAUCAAGUAACAACUUCUUCGGGGAAGUUUCACCAGCUUUGGGAAACUGUACCUCUUUGCAGAAUCUCAUUCUUGCUGGGAAUAAUUUUAGGAGUUUACCGAAGGGUAUCUUUCAGCUGCAACAUCUUAGUGUAUUGCAUCUUCACAAGAACAGUUUUUCUGGGCCACUAAGCGACGGGAUUGGUAAUCUGUCUAACCUUGUUGAAUUGGACAUCUCCUCUAAUUCAUUUACGGGAGUUCUUCCUGAUGUUUUUGGGAAGCUUCAAAAGCUUGAGCAGUUCUCUGCCAGUUCAAAUAAAUUCACUGGAAUUUUGCCCAUCUCAAUGGUGAACUCUCCAUCUCUUAUAAAGCUUGACCUCCACAACAACACUCAGAAUGGUCCAAUUAAUCUCAACUGUUCUGUGAUGACUCGUCUCAUGUCCCUUCAUCUUGGUUCUAAUAAUUUCCAUGGCCCAAUCGCCCAUAGCAUGUCCUCUUGCAAGAGCUUGAGCAUGCUGCAUCUUGGCCACAACAACCUUCGGGGUCAGGUUCCUUACAGAUUUAAGAAUCUCCAGAGCCUGAAAGUCCUCAUACUCUCGAGGACCAAUCUUGUCAAUCUAUCAUCAACCCUUAAGAUUCUACAAUAUUGCAACAACUUAACUGUUCUGAUCCUUAGUGAAAACUUCCCGGAGGAGCAAAUGCCCACUGAUGUGAAUUUGCAAUUCAGAAGCCUCCAGGUACUCAGCAUUGCCUAUUGUGAACUAAGGGGUUCCUUUCCACUAUGGUUGCGUGGUUGCAACGUGUUACAGUUCUUGGAUCUGUCGAGGAAUCAUUUGAGCGGAUCUAUUCCCUUGUGGUUCAACGGGUUCAAAUAUCUCUUUUAGGUGGAUUUGUCAAAUAAUUCUUUCACUGGUGAGAUACCAAAAGGCUUAACUGAACUAGAGGGUCUCAUUGACAUGAACAUCUCACUGGAAGGGCCUUCUCUGGGCUUUCCAUUAUUCAGGACUGCUACAGAUGGUGCAACUUUUGGUUACAACAAAAUUUGGAGCUUUCCGCCAACUAUGGACCUGAGUUACAAUAUUCUAAGUGGACCCAUUUUGCCCACUUUUGGGAUUUUGAGAAGGCUACAUGUUCUAAAUCUCAAUCAGAAUCACCUCUCAGGAUCGAUUCCAGAGAGUCUGUCAGGAAUGACAAACUUGGAAAUUUUGGAUUUGUCCCAUAACAAAUUAUCUGGAGAGAUACCUAAUUCAAUAGUGCAGCUCAGUUUUCUGUCAAAGUUCAGUGUUGCAUAUAAUGAGCUUUAUGGGGAAAUCCCAGCAGGAGGUCAGUUCAUGACUUUCCCAUAUUCAAGCUUUGAAGGGAACAAUGGCCUUUGUGGUAGAAUCUAUACACCAUGUCAGCCUGAACAUGCUCCUACCAUUUCUCGUGGUGAACAAAUGAUAAUAUUUGGUUCUCAAUUUGCAUAUGGAGUUGUGACUGGUUUUCUUCUCACCGUCACCAUCUGCUUUAUGUCCGGUUGGAUCGUUCCAAGAGGGGCACCGUUUGGAGUGCUGAAUCCAAGACAAACUGAUACCAGCUAGAAGUAAAUCUAGUCCCCAUGGCUAGAAGAAAAGCGAGUGAUCUCUCUGCUUCUUUAGACUCUAUCGGCUGUUGCCCUCUUUUCUGUCUGCUUUAUAUUUUUUCAAGUUGUAGACUGUAGAUUAUGCACACCCUUUCUUUCGUUGGUUACAAAGGAAUAAAGUACGAUUUUACUUGGUUAAGUUUAAAAUA
Theobroma cacao (cacao) is the source of this 3229-nucleotide messenger RNA. Lineage: Eukaryota; Viridiplantae; Streptophyta; Magnoliopsida; Malvales; Malvaceae. The record is from RefSeq and is a predicted model, not a curated record.